AAUAUAUAUAUAUAUAUAUUUCUUGUAAAGUAAUAGCUGGUAACAUCGGCCUUCAUAUUUCUUUUCAAGUUUCGUGCUGCACGGUAAUAAUCGCGUGACACCUACGCUAUCAAAAUGGUUGCCGCUAAGAAACAAAAAAAGACCAUCGAGUCCAUCAACUCCAGGUUAGCCCUGGUUAUGAAAUCAGGCAAAUACUGCUUGGGUUACAAACAAACAUUAAAAACUCUUCGCCAAGGAAAGGCUAAGUUGGUGAUCAUCGCCAAGAACGCUCCUCCUCUAAGGAAAUCAGAGGUAGAAUACUAUGCUCUGCUAGCUAAGACAGGAGUCCACCACUACAGCGGAAACAACAUUGAAUUAGGCACAGCUUGUGGUAAAUACUACAGAGUAUGCACACUAGCCAUCACUGACCCUGGAGACUCCGACAUCAUUACAACAUUGCCUGAAGCGACUGUUUAAUAAAUAGGAUAAUAUAA
This is a messenger RNA of Pieris brassicae (large cabbage white), 473 nucleotides long. RefSeq names its product 60S ribosomal protein L30 (gene RpL30). Lineage: Eukaryota; Metazoa; Arthropoda; Insecta; Lepidoptera; Pieridae. Bases 115 to 456 code for a protein of 113 amino acids. Gene Ontology annotation, cellular component: cytosolic large ribosomal subunit. Gene Ontology annotation, molecular function: structural constituent of ribosome; RNA binding. The transcript has 4 exons. The record is from RefSeq and is a predicted model, not a curated record.